AUAUGCUGCGCUCCGGUCUACCAAAUGCACGCCAACGUGCAUUUUGCCUAGUACAGUACGUACUUUAACUGAUUAGCGUACUAGUACAGUAAUUUAGAGGAUUCGCUUUGCUGUUGGUUGGCUGCCGUGGAUGUUGCGUCACCACCGAGGUAGAGAAUAUAGCGAUCAGCACACGAUGAUGGCGGAUACUUAAUAUAAAUGCGACUCUGGAAAACUGUAAGCAGUCAGUCAGGAGAACUAAUGUGCAAAAUGUAAACUUUAUUUGUCAGUGUUUGCCCAGUGUAUUCAGGUUUUACUUCAUAUUGUUUUUCAGGCUUUUUGAUUUGUCUUUCUGUGUAUCAGUUGUGUCUCUGUAUCCGAAGUAGAAAUGGCACCGACUUGUCGGGUUCGCAGUUUGUUGUUCGUGUGGUUGUUUUUUGGGUUGCAUGUUGAAUCAGGUUGCUGGCUCACCAGCCUGAUAGCAGUGAUGUCCAGACGACGUUUCGAAGCUAAUAACCCUGACCCUGCCAACGCCUCUCCUGAAGACCUGUCUCUGCUUGCUUCUGUUAUUGAUGCCGAACAACUAGCUCAACACAAUGUAGUCACCUUGCCGAAUCCGAACGCCAUGCAGCACGACGCUGACUCCGAGCCCGGCGUAGAGCGACCCAUGAUUGGCCAGCGUAAGACCCUGACAUGCCGCGUUGGCGACCCUCUGGCGACUCUGUUGAGUGAAAUUGUUUGGACUCAGAGAAAGCCCUUCGUCCUAUCGAAUUAUCUGUAUAACAGCCAGCGAUAUGUUGGGCCGGACAUCAGCGUGCGCGGCCACGGUAACAGCCUGGACAUCAGCAAUGUCACGCAUAACAGCACGGGAACGUACACCUGCUACCAACGCUGCCCGGCGACGUAUCUCUGUCCGCUGCGGUCCUACGCGCUGCUGCCCAGACCGCGGAACAUCGGUGACGUCUUCGAGAAGCCCUUGGAUAUCACGCUGCUGUAUCCCCAUCGGCAGUUCUCCGCCACGUGCUGGCUGCAGUUUGACUGCUCGCCGGAUGCUGACGCGUACUUUAUCUGGAAGUACAACGGAGCGUUUAUUUCGGCGCCGAGUCGUCAUUUUCUGCACAAGCUGGGCAAGUUAUUUCACAGCCCAUUUGUGCAAAUUACCGAAGUGAACUACCAGUCGGAGCUCGAGGAACCACCGUACUGUGCCCAGACUAUCACUGUCUUUUGGUCGAAGCCCCACAGCGGCGGACAGAUCGAGUGCUGGGCGCGGUCGGACACCGAGCAGGAAACGUGGUUCAUUCAACGGGGAAUCGUGGCGUUCUGAUGCAGUGCGAUGGUUCCUAUUGGAUCUGGAGGCAUCAACCUCCAAGCGCGUUCAACGUUCCAAACAGUUAGCGUUACAUUGUAUUCUCUUUGUUUUAUUGAUUUAUCAAUCCUGUUGAAAUAGUUUAAUGUCGUUUUGUUCGUGUUGUGCUAAAUUCUUCUGUUGUUCAUUUGUGAUAUUCAAACCGGUUCCGAAGAACCACUAACGGCAGCUGUUUCUACUUGCCAUGAUUGCGAUAGUUUUCCUUUAAUUUCAAGAGCAGUCAGCUGAAAGGUAAAAUUUAGUUAAAUAAAAUGAA
Molecule: messenger RNA, 1601 nt
Organism: Paramacrobiotus metropolitanus
Lineage: Eukaryota; Metazoa; Tardigrada; Eutardigrada; Parachela; Macrobiotidae
Exons: 2
Coding region: 368-1303 (311 amino acids)
Source: RefSeq, a predicted model, not a curated record